AGUCGCAGCGCACCCCCGGCCACCGUGCGCUCGCCUGGUCCGCGUCAGCAGGGGAGCGCCGAAAUCGACGGGAGCGUGGGGGCGCCGCGGCGGGAGGGCGUCCUGAUGCCCUUCUCAGGUGUGCCGGGCAGCUUCACCGCCAGCUGCUGCUGGUGCCCGGCGCCUCUGAGAGUCCUCUGCUCUGUCUCUGAAGAUCUGGGUUGCAGACGUGGAGAGUUUAGCAGAAAGCAUUAUGGAUCUGUGGAGCUUCUUAUAUCUAGUGAUGCUGAUGGAGCCAUUCAAAGAGCUGGACGGUUCCGUGUGGAAGACGGCUCCUCUGGUGAGAAUACAGACUACGCUCCGGGUACAUGGCACAGAACAGACGUGCAUUUGGAAAACCCAGCGUAUCAUACAAGAUGGUAUUUCAAAUAUUUUUUAGGGAAAGUUCAUCAAAAUUAUGUAGGUACAGAUGCAGAGAAGAACCCUUUCUUUCUGUCUGUUGUACUGUCUGACCAAAAUAAUCAGCAUGUUCCUCAAUACCAUUCAAUACUCUGGAGAAAAACAGGUACUCAGAAAUGUCUCCCUUAUAGUCCCACAAAAACAUUAUCAGUGAAAUCUAUAUUAAGUGCUAUGAAUCUUGACAAAUUUGAGAAAAGCCCAAGGGAAAUUUUUCAUCCUGAGAUACAAAAGGAUUUAUUGGUUCUUGAAGAGCAAGAGGGAUCUGUGAAUUUUAAAUUUGGAGUCCUUUAUGCUAAGGAUGGGCAGCUUACAGAUGAUGAAAUGUUCAGCAAUGAAACUGGAAGUGAAAGCUUUCAAAGAUUUUUGUCUCUCUUGGGUAACACAGUUACUUUGAAAAGCUGGACAGGCUACAGAGGAGGACUGGACACUAAAAAUGAUACAACAGGAACCUGUUCCAUCUAUACGGUUUUUCAAGGGCAUGAGAUUAUGUUCCAUGUUUCAACAAUGCUCACAUAUUCUAGAAAGAACAAGCAGCAGGUAGAAAGGAAACGACAUAUUGGAAAUGACAUAGUCACUAUCGUAUUUCAGGAAGGCGAAGAGUCUUCUACAGCAUUCAAGCCAUCCAUGAUUUGCUCUCAUUUUACACAUAUUUUUGCCUCAGUGACAUAUAAUAAGCAGAAGGAUAGUAACAGGCUGAAAAUAUUUUCAGAAGAAAGUGUUCCUCUCUUUGGGCCUCCCCUUCCAUCCCCACCUGUGUUUACAAAUCACCAGGAAUUCCGGGAUUUUGUGUUAGUGAAAUUAAUAAAUGGGGAAAAAGCCACCUUGGAAACACCAACGUUUUCUCAGAAAUGUCAACACACUCUAGACAUGCUGAUCUGCUCUUUAUACCAAGACCUGAUGCCUGAUCUACACAAGCUAUAUGAAAGUUGA
This is a messenger RNA of Phalacrocorax carbo (great cormorant), 1368 nucleotides long. The record is from RefSeq and is a predicted model, not a curated record. NCBI's taxonomy places the organism in Eukaryota, Metazoa, Chordata, Aves, Suliformes, Phalacrocoracidae.